AUGACAGCAGCAACAUCUCUUGCUAUGCCACAGAUUGACUGGGACACUCCUGAUCCAAUAACUGCAUUCUCAAGGUUCAAACAAAAAUGUCAGCCUAUAUUUUCGAGCAUUCUCAAAGACACAGGCGACAAAGAAAAAGUAAGCUAUAUUCUACUCUGGUUGGGAGAAGAAGACCUGGAUAUAUACAACAGCUGGACAUUCACAAAGAAGGAGGACAGAAAAAAGCCUGCCAUUAUCUUCAAAUAGUUCAAGAAUCAACUGGAACCAAAGACAAGUCAUCAAAUUCACAGAUGUAUAAUACAAAGAAUAUGACAAGAACAAGGCGAGCCAGUGGACGAUUUUAUUUCAAAACUAAAAAUUCUAACAGCAAAAUGUCAAUUUCGCGAUAAUGCUGCAGUCAAAGAUAGAGUUUUGGAUCACCUUAUUUGGGGGUCAAGAAAUCCUGAUAUUCAAAAAUCACUUAUAAGCCAAGAUUAAUCACUGACCUGUGCAGCCGCUAUUGAGAUUGCAAGGAGCUACAAGGCGACAAGUAAACACAUGAAAAAACUAGCAGGAAGUAGUAAAAGCUAUCAAGAGGACAGGAAUAUUGAUGCCAUUCAUACAGGAAAAGAAAGGGAAUUCUGUAACAACUGCAGAAAACAACACCCAAGGAACAAAUGUCCAGCUUACAGUACAUCAUGUUGAAAAAUGUGGCAAAGCUAAUCAUUGGCAAUCUGUCUGCUGGACUAGCAAAUAGAAACAAUUCAAACAAAGAACAAAGCCAGUCUUCAAGGAAGUGAUUCACACAUCAAGGACAGGGCAACAAUGAUGAUGAUGAAAUCCUGACAAUCAGUACCAUCGAGGUCAAUGCCAUGGAAGACACACAACACUCGAUACACAAUACAUGUGAUGAAGCCUUUGCAACACUUGAGAUAACUCAGCCAGACAAGAAGCAGAAAAUUAAUCCCCAGAGCAAGGUAGACACAGGUACACACAGCAAUGUUUUGCCUAUCAGACUACUUUGCAUAAUCCCCUCAGAGAAGUUUAACAACAAAGGAAAUCCCAAACCAGAAACACUGAAAAAGAAUGAAGCUGUCCUUUCAGCAUAA
This is a messenger RNA of Pocillopora meandrina, 1088 nucleotides long. The record is from the annotation of a GenBank genome assembly. NCBI's taxonomy places the organism in Eukaryota, Metazoa, Cnidaria, Anthozoa, Scleractinia, Pocilloporidae.